AUAAUAAUCCGUGAUCGACAAACAGUUGGUAGUCGAUUAUGAAGAUUCCGGUUUUUUCCAUUGAGUGAUCCUCCACGUGAAAAAUGUUCAAAGUUCAACUUACAGAAUGCGUAAAUGCGCAGCGGGGAUUUCUGUAUGUAGCCGAAGUGUGAGUGUAACUUUGGACUUGAUGUUAUAGUAGAUCUGACAAAAAGAAUUGUAAAUGGGAAAUUAAAAAAUGGCGGUGAAAGAUGGCAAUUUGAUUUUAGCUGAGGCCUUGAAACACCAGGGAAUAAAUUAUGCUUUUGGAAUUAUGGGUCACCCUGUUAUCGAAUUAUCCUUAAUAAUGCAAGGAGUAGGCAUCCAAUAUUUGGGAUUUAGGAAUGAACAAGCUGCAUGCUAUGCAGCUCAAGCUUAUGGAUAUUUAACGAAGAAACCAGCAGUGGUUUUAUGUGUAUCUGGACCAGGUGUACUCCACACAGUAGGCGGAAUGGCAAAUGCUCAAGUGAAUUGUUGGCCUGUAAUAGUACUUGGAGGAUCUUGCCCAGAGGACCAUCAAGGCAUUGGUGGUUUUCAAGAAUAUCCACAAGUUGAAGCAUGUCGAGUAUAUUGCAAAUAUGCUGCUAGACCCCCCUCAGCUGCUCUAAUUCCAUUACAUGUUGAAAAAGCUGUUAGGCUUGCCACUUAUGGACGCCCAGGAGCGGCAUAUUUAGAUCUUCCAGCGACUCUCUUGAAAUCACAAGUGUGUGAGAAUUUAAUAGUGAAAGUUUUACCUUGUCCACCGCCUCCUUUAAUCUAUCCACCUCCACAGUUGAUAUAUGAAGCUGCUGAUUUGAUUUUCAUAGCGAAAAAACCAUUAAUAAUCAUCGGCAAAGGAGCUGCUUAUGCCCGAGCUGAGAAUGAAAUAACGAAUUUCAUUCGCUCAACGGGUUUGCCAUUUCUUCCUACACCUAUGGGAAAAGGGGUGAUAUCCGAUUAUGAUGAAAAUUCAGUUGCUAGUUCAAGAACUUCAGCAUUGCUCAAUGCUGAUAUUGUUGUUCUUCUUGGAGCUAGAUUGAAUUGGAUGUUGCACUUUGGACGAGCUCCACGCUUCCAGAAUCAUGUAAAAAUUAUUCAGAUUGACAUUUGCCCGGAGGAAUUGCAUAAUUCAGUCUCAUCAACAAUUGCAAUUCAAGCUGAUUUAAUACCAAGUGUUGAAUUAUUAACAGAGUCUCUUAAAAAAAGACAUUACUACAUGAAUAAAAAAGACAAAUGGUGGAUGCAACUAAUGACUGAUGGACAAAAGAAUAAACAAAGAAUUCAGAGGAUGUCAGCUGAUAAUUCCGUGCCUUUGAAUUAUUACACUGUAUUCAAGUCUAUUCAACAAUCUAUUCCAAAAGAUUGUAUUAUUUGCUCUGAGGGUGCAAAUACAAUGGAUAUUGGUAGAACCAUGCUUCUAAAUUCAAAACCACGUCACAGAUUAGAUGCAGGAACUUUUGGAACUAUGGGCGUGGGCUUGGGAUUUGCUAUUGCUGCGGCUCUUUACUGCAAAGAUGUGGCUUCUAAAAAAAAAGUUAUUUGCGUGGAAGGCGAUAGCGCUUUUGGCUUCUCGGCAAUGGAAAUUGAAACAAUGUUCAGAUAUAAGCUGGCUGUCGUUAUUAUAAUUUUUAAUAAUAAUGGAAUAUACGGUGGAAUGGACAAAGAGACAUUCAAGCAAAUUCAAACUGCUGGGGAGCCAACCAAAGUAAUAUCUCCUCAGUUGUUAACUCCUGGAACUCGAUAUGAAAAAAUGAUGGAAAUGUUUGGACAUCGAGGACAUUAUUGCGAGACCGUUGAACAGAUUGAAAAGGCCAUAAAAAUUUCUCUCGAGUCAUGUGAUGCCCCAAGUUUGAUCAACAUUAUGAUAAAUCCAUCAGCAGAUCGUAAGGAGCAAAAGUUCAGCUGGUUGACUGAAUCGAAGCUAUGAAAAAUUAAUAAGAUGAGUAAAUGGGUGAUAGUGGAGCAAAAUAAUUGAGUUGUCUAUUGAAGAUUAUAAUUUUUACACAUCAUCAAUGUAUAUUUGAAAAAAAAAAAAAAAAAAA
Diachasma alloeum is the source of this 2039-nucleotide messenger RNA. It is a transcript of the gene Hacl, whose product is annotated as 2-hydroxyacyl-CoA lyase 1. Gene Ontology annotation, molecular function: thiamine pyrophosphate binding; catalytic activity; magnesium ion binding. The coding region runs from base 218 to 1924 and encodes 568 amino acids. The transcript is spliced from 12 exons. The record is from RefSeq and is a predicted model, not a curated record. Gene Ontology annotation, cellular component: peroxisome. Lineage: Eukaryota; Metazoa; Arthropoda; Insecta; Hymenoptera; Braconidae. Gene Ontology annotation, biological process: fatty acid alpha-oxidation.